AUGGGGCCAGACAUCGAGAAGGACCAGCGGGUCCAACAAGUCCGCACCGACAGCCAAGACGAACCCGAGCGUGAAAAUCCCUCCAUCAACCUAGUCCACAAAUCACGCUACGAAAAAUGGGCCGAGAACAUCAGCGGUCUGGAAGUCCGCGGCAUCGAACCGAUUCCCCUCGAAGAGCGCCGAAAGCCCACCACGUGGGCAGCAUUGGAGAUGCUAGUCAUGUGGUUCAGCAUGGGCAUGGCCAUAAACAAUAUUACCGCGGGGUCUAUGGGGACACUUGUAAUGAAGUUGAGUUAUAAAGAUGCGGUGAUUUGUGCGAUUUGUGGAAAUCUUUUGGGGAAUGUGGCUGUUGGGUAUAUGAGUACUUGGGGCCCGCGGAGUGGGAAUCGGACUCUUAUUGUCGCACGCUACUUUAUGGGAUACUAUCCUAGCAAGGUGUGCUGUGCGCUCAAUAUCUUGACGAAUCUCGGAUACGGCAUGAUGAACUGCGUGGUCGGAGGCCAACUGCUCUCCAAGGUAUCAGGAGGGCACGUUUCCGUCAUCGUCGGCAUUAUCAUUGUCGCUCUUGCAAGCUGGAUCAUGGCCACCUUCGGAAUGAGUGUGUUUCAGUUCUAUGAGAGAAUCGCAUGGCUACCCCAACUUAUGGUGCUCUGCAUCAUGGCGGGAACAGCAUGGCCCCAAUUUGAUUUCGACACCGCGUCAAUCGGAUCCCCAGAGCGCGUCAACGCAAAGCGCCUAUCCUUCUUCUCACUCUGCUUCUCUGUCAGCCUAGCAUGGGUCCCUAUCGCCGCGGAUUACUACGUAUACUACCCACCCGACAUUAAGCGCUGGAAGACAUGGACCGUGACCGUAAUUGGAUGCUUCUCCAUGAUGAUCACGAUCCUUAUGGGCGUUGGUCUCGGGACGGGUGUCGCGCAUAAUCCACAAUGGGCAGCGAUCUAUGAUGGUACGCCGGGAGGACUGCUAAUGGCUGCUUAUAACCGGCUUGGGGCGUUUGGGAGCUUCUGUGCUAUUGUCAAUAUGGUGGGCGUGGUUUCGAAUAAUGCGCCUGGGUCGUACUCGAUGUCGAUGAAUUUUCAGAUGUUGGGGAACUUCUGGCAGAGGAUUCCGAGGCCUGUGUUUACGAUUCUCACUACCGUCAUCUAUGCGGGCUGUGCUAUCGGUGGGCGGAACUCGUUGUACCAGAUCUUUGGGAACUUCUUACCACUGAUUGGGUAUUGGGUUAUUAUCUGGCUCAUGAUUGUGAUCGAGCAAGACGUGCUCUUCAACCGAGGUAAGGAUUACGACUGGUCCAUCUGGAAUAAUCGGAGGAAACUACCUGUUGGAAUCGCAGCUGGUAUAUCGUUUCUGGUUGGCUGGGCCGGGGCAAUUGUUGGCAUGGACCAAGCGUACUACACCGGACCAGUCGCAAAAGCCAUUACUGGUGGCUGUGAGCUGGGUAUUUGGCUUGGUGCAGGCUUUACGAUUCUUGCCUAUCCUCCGUUGAGAAUGUUGGAGGUGCGGUUUUGCGACCGCUGA
Messenger RNA from Aspergillus chevalieri, 1518 nucleotides. RefSeq names its product purine-cytosine permease family protein. Bases 1 to 1518 code for a protein of 505 amino acids. The transcript has 4 exons. NCBI's taxonomy places the organism in Eukaryota, Fungi, Ascomycota, Eurotiomycetes, Eurotiales, Aspergillaceae. The record is from RefSeq and is a predicted model, not a curated record. Gene Ontology annotation, molecular function: transmembrane transporter activity. Gene Ontology annotation, biological process: transmembrane transport. Gene Ontology annotation, cellular component: fungal-type vacuole membrane; plasma membrane.